AUGGAGAAGGCCAAUCUCACAAAUCUUAUGAAGAAAUUGGGGCAGCGAGCCCGACACUGCUACCCGCCAUUCCUCUCGCUCAAGACCUACCCGGUAGUCGGACCCCUUCUCUUUCAAUCACUUCGCACCCUUUGGAGCCGAAAGGAGCAGGCUACGGCAAUCUCGGCGGUUACAAUUAGCGCAAUCUAUCUCUGGAAGAAAUGGAAAGCCGUGCUGAUUGGGGAGAAGGCCAAGCGAUCAUCAUCGAAAUCACUGCAGCGAGGGAAGGGACUUGCCGAUGGCACGCGCACCUCCAUCGCCAUGGUGGAUAGCACCUUCCUCCGACGACUCUGGCGGCUUCUCAAGAUUCUCUAUCCCUCUCUGCAUUCGAACGAAUCCCUCGUCACGUCUCUCCUCACUCUCCUCCUCCUCGCCCGCACUCUACUGAGCCUCAAGAUCGCCGAGGCCAUGGGCUAUAACGCCAAGUGCCUCGUGCAGCGCAAGCUCGACCGAUUCAUCUUCGGCGUCAUCGCUUUGGGAAUCGUGGCCAUCCCGACCGUCAUUGUAAAUUCCGGCGUUGCCUACUUCACGCAGAUGCUGUCUCUCCUCUAUCGCCGACGAUUAAGUAGGCACGUGCACAAGAUGUAUCUCUCCGACCUUGCCUUCUACAAGGCCAACUUCGGUGGCAACAUCGACAACAUCGACCAGCGGGUGGCGCAAGACAUCGAGCGGUUCUCGUCCUACUUGGCCAACCUCUACGGCAACGUGUUCAAGCCUGUCACCGACCUUGCUCUCUUUACUUCCAAGGCACGUCUCGAAUCUCCUCGCCUCGCUCUCCCCGCACACGAGACCUUGAGCGCUGUGAUAGGGUAUCGCGGUCCUCUCCUCAUGUACAUCUACUACAUUAUAAGCGGCCUCUUCCUGCGCUGGAUCAUGCCACCAUUUCCCAAGCUUACGGCGCAUCAACAGCGGCUCGAAGGCGACUUUCGGCUCCGGCACUCGCGGCUCAUUGGAAACAGUGAAGAGGUGGCCUUCCUCCGCGGCUCGUCGCGAGAGCGGCAGAUCAUCAACGCCGCGUUCGACCGCGUCUACGCCCACGCCGGCAACAUUUUCAGGAAGCAGGCCGUUGUGUCCAUCGUGGACGAGCUGUUGGUUAAGUAUGGUGCAACGAUGGUGGGCUAUUCUGUCGUCGCGUUCCCCGUGUUCGGUGGGACCUACAACACGCGACUUUCGGGCUGGUCGCAGAUGGGCGAGCUGCCGUUCCGAGAGGUCGAUUCACUUCAAUCGGAGAUAGCGGCGUCGGUGACGGGCGACUACGUGCGCAACACGCAGAUCCUCAUCAAUUUGGCGCGAGCAAUCGGGCGAUUGGUGAUGCUGCACAAGGAGAUCAACCUCCUCGCCGGCUACACGGGUCGGGUGUGGGAUCUGCUGGCGCUACUGGAGACCUUACAAGACAAGGGGGCGGCAGCCCCUCGCAAGCCCACAAUCCCGCGGCUGAUAGAAGGCGGCGGAAGAGGAGGAGGAGGAGAAGAAGAAGACGAGGGCUCCACCGCGCUCCGCGGAGAGUACGAAGAAAGCGACCACACCAAGCUGGAGGACGUGUCGAUCGUGACCCCCGACGGCCUCGUGCUGGUGGAGGGGCUCACGUUCGACCUUCCCUACGGCAAGAACCUCCUCAUCUACGGGCCCAAUGGGUCGGGCAAGAGCAGCCUGUUCCGGGUGCUUUGUGGCCUGUGGCCGCUGGAGCGAGGCCGCAUCACGCGACUGCCUGCCGAGGAGAUCCUGUACAUCCCCCAGCAGCCCUACCUGUCCUACGGAUCGCUCCGUGACCAGGUCAUCUACCCUCACUCACCGCUCGACUUUGAGGCCAAGGGUACCUCGACAGAGCAGCUCGAGAACAUCAUGCACAGCCUCAACCUCUACUACCUCGUACAGCGCGAGGGGUGGGACAAAGUCUCUGAUUGGAAUGAGGCCCUCUCCGGCGGAGAGAAGCAACGCCUUGUACUUGCCCGGCUGCUGUACCACAAUCCACGUUUGGCCGUGAUGGACGAGUGCACGUCGGCCGUCUCGUCCGAGGUCGAGUCUUUUAUUUAUCACGAAAUGAAACAAAGGGGCAUCUCCUGCAUCACGGUGAGCCACCGGCGGCGAGUGUUAUGGCGGUUUCACGACUACCUCUUGCAGCUGCAUGGCGAUGGGACGUGGGACUGGCAGCAAAUCGACCAGAAGAAAGAGGAGGCCUUCAAAAACAACUACACCUACUGA
Molecule: messenger RNA, 2241 nt
Organism: Acanthamoeba castellanii str. Neff
Lineage: Eukaryota; Discosea; Longamoebia; Acanthamoebidae
Product: ABC transporter, ATPbinding domain containing protein
Exons: 11
Coding region: 1-2241 (746 amino acids)
Biological process (GO): peroxisome organization; very long-chain fatty acid catabolic process; long-chain fatty acid import into peroxisome
Cellular component (GO): peroxisomal membrane
Molecular function (GO): ATP binding; ATP hydrolysis activity; long-chain fatty acid transmembrane transporter activity
Source: RefSeq, a predicted model, not a curated record